Messenger RNA from Merops nubicus (carmine bee-eater), 2428 nucleotides. RefSeq names its product nuclear fragile X mental retardation protein interacting protein 2 (gene NUFIP2). Gene Ontology annotation, molecular function: RNA binding. The record is from RefSeq and is a predicted model, not a curated record. Gene Ontology annotation, cellular component: cytoplasmic stress granule; nucleoplasm. NCBI's taxonomy places the organism in Eukaryota, Metazoa, Chordata, Aves, Coraciiformes, Meropidae.
CUUUCUGCAAUCAGAAGUUUAACAUUUCACAUUCUAAUUCUUCUUUUGUUUUUUUUGGCUUUCUUUUAGGCUACGGAGAGCUAAAUGGUAAUGCAGGAGAAAGAGAAGUGUCAUUAAAGGGCCUGUCCUCUGAUGAAGCCACCACCCCAGGAUCCAGAGUACCCAAUGGCAGCCAGCAGCUUGUAGACACUAACGUGACCCCAAAGCAGACUGUGAAGGCCGGUGCUUUGGGGAAAGCUGGGAUCAAACCCAAGAACUUCAUUCAGAAAAAUAGUAUGGACAAAAAGAAUGAGAAGUCCUAUGAAAGUAAAGUUCGAGAAAGCCAGUCCUCGGAGAAGCAGGAGGGAGCGUCCAUUCCCAACGGUGUGGUAACCAAUAAUUCUGGCUAUAUCACCAAUGGCUACAUAGGCAAAGGGGCUGAUAACGAUGGUAGUGGCUCCGAGAGUGGAUAUACUACACCUAAAAAACGGAAGGGCAGGCGCAACAGUGCCAAGGGUUGUGAGAACUUGAAUCUAGUACAGGACAAAAUAAUGCAACAGGAGGUCGGCGCACCAACCUUAAAACAGGAACUUGAGAGUUUCAAGCCUGAUUAUAGUGAACAAAAGGGGAACCGAAUUGAGAAUACUAAACCUGUUUGGAAAUAUGAGGCUGGGGCUGGUGGAGCAGGCCGGGGAAAGCCUGGGCUUGGGGAUGUACAGCGAAAAAACUCUGAUGCCAAACCUGGGAUUAGCAGCAAGAAGUUUGAUGACCGGUCCAAAGGGAAACACACAUCAUCGGCUACGUCUAAAGAGGAUUCAUGGACCUUAUUUAAACCACCCCCAGUUUUUCCAGUGGACAAUAGCAGUGCUAAAAUUGUUCCUAAAAUAAGUUAUGCAAGCAAAGUUAAAGAAAACCUCAACAAAGCAGCUCAGACUCCAUCCCCAUCAUCUUCAUCGUCUUCGUCAUCCGCCGGGGAAGCUCAGGCGCAAACAUCAAGUCGACUGUCCCAGGUCCCCAUGUCUGCCAUGAAGUCUGUUACUUCUGCCAGCUUCUCCAACGGGCCCAUCCUGGCAGGGACUGCUGAUGGAAGUGCAUAUUCUCCAGGGACCCAGCCACUGCUCUCCACUGCUGCUAGUACUGUACCAUCGACCUCCUCCGAGGCAGCGCCCCAGGACACGAGUACAACUCCAACAGCUCUCGAACAAAAGAAAUCUAGCCUUUUUAUCUACCCCUCAAAUAUGCAAACUGUGCUUCUGGGGCCAGGGCAAGUCGAUUUCCCAUCGCCGGCAAAUCAGCAGAACCUGGGAGAUAUCUUCCAGAAUCAGUGGGGCUUGUCUUUCAUCAACGAGCCCAGCGCUGGACCCGACACUGUUGUGGGGGAAUCUGCAGAUAAUCAGUUAAUGGAAGUGACAUUUCAAGGGGAAUAUCCUGCCACUUUGGUUUCACAGUGUGCUGAAAUCAUUCCCUCAGGAACUGAACAACCUGUGUUUCCUAAGGCUUAUGAGCUGGAUAAACGGACUAGCCCUCAAAUUCUUAGUGCUAUUCUUAAGCCUGGGACUGCUGUUGAGGGUGGUGUCUUAGCUUUGGAGUCGCAUCACACAGGUGACCUACAAAAGGCAGACACCAGUAGCCAAGGUGCUUUAGUGUUUCUUUCAAAAGACUAUGAAGUAGAGAAUCCUCUGGCCUCUCCUACGAACAAUUUGCUAGCCUCCGCCAAAGAACAGAGGUACCAGAGAGGCCUAGAAAGGAAAGAUAGCUGGGGUUCUUUUGACCUGAGGGCUGCUAUUCUAUAUCACACUAAAGAAAUGGAAAUGGUUUGGAAUUUGCAGAAGCAAGAUCCCAAAAGGAUAAUCACUUACGAUGAAGCCAUGGAUCGCCCGGAUCAAUGAAGGUAGCAAGACAAGACUGCCUGUUAUAACCUUUCUGCAGCAUUUGUGCUGUUCGUGGGGGACAAAAGGCUUUUAUGCUCCUUCUAAAUCUUCAGUGCAGCAGAGGAACCAUAACUAGAAUCACAGGAUAAUAUAUACAAAUAUAUAUAUAGUUAUUUAAAAAUGGCAACUGAAAGUAAUUAGACUUCUUAAGGAAUCUGAAAAUAUAUUUCAACGAGACUACACACGUGAUUAUUUAAUCUCCGGUACUGAAUAGAUUUUUUUUUCUCGUUUUUGUUUUGUUUUUGUUUAAAGAGUGAAUGCAAGUGAUUAACGAAUACAGACUCAAUUUACAAGCCCGGUUCUAAAGUUCCUGCUGUCGUCUACGUGGGCCACAGCAACCCACUGGAGAGGCAUUUCCACUUGACAAGGUUUCUGUUUCUUGUUCUGUGACUGUAGUGACACACUAAUCACAGGGAAAUCAGGAUGAUUCACCAUCCUUCAUCUCCCCUUGCCCUUCCACCUCCCCUAUUUGGUUUCUUUUUUUUCUGUUUUUGUUUUGUUUUUUCCACUGAAUGCUG